Molecule: messenger RNA, 7050 nt
Organism: Synchiropus splendidus (mandarinfish)
Lineage: Eukaryota; Metazoa; Chordata; Actinopteri; Syngnathiformes; Callionymidae
Gene: usp53b
Product: ubiquitin specific peptidase 53b
Exons: 17
Coding region: 487-3582 (1031 amino acids)
Biological process (GO): sensory perception of sound; response to auditory stimulus; protein deubiquitination
Cellular component (GO): cell-cell junction
Molecular function (GO): cysteine-type deubiquitinase activity
Source: RefSeq, a predicted model, not a curated record
UCCUCGGCUCCACCACGCAGAGAGGGAGCCUGCAGUGCUCCUCUGGCAACACUGGGGGCGGAGUUUGACCUCUCAAGUCUCCAAAUAUCACUAAUCCUCGUCGGACAUUCUGGCUCUGACCAUCACUGGCCUCGUUCGCCCAAAAAAGGGAGGAAUCUUCCCGCAAUGAGGACGCGGUGAGAGCGCUCGUGCCUGGCGGAGCGCGUGUGGUCGGUCUGCUGCACUAUGACAGUGUUGCUCGGCUCCUUCUGCAGUCGCUUCUUCUAGCCAGGUUUGUUUGGUUUUUUUUUUUUUUUGGGCUUGGAUUUUGCGCAUUGACAGCUGGAGCUCCGUGCUCCUUCAUCGGAGGAGUCAAGUGUCCGCUCCCCGGCGAGCUGACGUUCAAUGUUGAGCAGCCGCUGGCGUCUCCGCGGCCCCCCGGCUGGUCCACGCCAUGCGUUCCACUAACCGCUCUGGAGGUGCGUGGGGGUAAGAUGGACGCAGCCCAUGGCCGGACCUCCGCCACCCAGCAUGUCCAGCUCCAGCAAGUCCACCCCACAUUCAGGAGAAGCUGUCAGCUCUAGCUCUAUGGCCUGGGUGAAGAUGUUUAAGAAACCCGGAGGAGGAAUGAAGAAGUCCUACCAGCCGGGAAGCAUGUUGUCUCUCGCCCUCACCAAGGGUCUCCUGAAUGAACCGGGGCAGAACAGCUGCUUCCUAAACAGUGCUGUUCAGGUUCUCUGGCAGCUCGACAUUUUCAGGAGGAGUUUGCGGCAUCUGUCUGGUCACUUUUGUCUCGGCGACUCCUGCAUUUUCUGCGCACUCAAGAGUAUAUUCAGCCAGUUCCAGCAGAGUCGGGAGCGUGUCCUCCCCUCCGACAGCCUGCGCAACGCCCUCGCUGAGACUUUCAAAGAUGAGCAGCGCUUCCAACUGGGCCUGAUGGAUGAUGCAGCGGAGUGUUUUGAAAACAUCCUGGAGAGGAUUCAUCUGCACAUCGUCUCCGACGCAGCGACCGACGCUUGUUCAUCCAAGUCUUGUAUCACUCAUCAGAAGUUUGCCAUGAUGCUUUACGAGCAGUUCGUCUGCCGCUGCUGCGGCGCCUCCUCGGACCCUCACCCCUUCACUGAGUUUGUUCAUUAUGUGUCAACGACUGCUUUAUGCCAACAGGUCGACCGCAUGCUGGGGAAGAGCGAGCGUCUGCGAGCGGACAUGUUCGGAGAGUUGCUGCAGGCAGCAAACAACACGGGGGAUUUGAGGAGCUGCCCUAGCGACUGUGGUCAGAGCAUCAAGAUCCGCCGCGUGCUCAUGAACUGUCCUGAGAUUGUCACAAUAGGGUUUGUGUGGGACGCCGAGCAGUCGGAUCUGACCGACGACGUGAUUCGGUCCCUCGCACCUCGCUUAAAUUUGUGUGGGCUCUUUAACAGAGUCACUGAUGAAAAUGCCAAACGCAGCGAGCUUCAUCUGGUGGGGAUGAUCUGCUUUUCAAGUAAACAUUACUCAGCGUUUGCGUAUCACACCAAAUCUUCAAAGUGGAUGUUUUUCGAUGACGCCACAGUGAAAGAGAUCGGCUCCAAGUGGAAAGACGUGGCUUCCAAGUGCAUCAGAGGACACUUUCAGCCCCUGCUUUUGUUUUACACCAAUCCUGAGGGGACACCAGUGUCCAAUGAAGAUGCACCGAGGCAAACCACCAUGUGUCCGCGCUACAAAGCCCAAGUCAACGGUGAUGCGACAGUGAAGAAUCCUCUGGGCAGUCCAAAGCAGCUCCACGAACCCUUCAUGGAGAACUUGAGAUCCGGUGAUACGUCUAAAAAGGAUAGAGGCCACAGAAGAAACGAUCACAGAGAUGCUGCGCAUGGCAGGUCGUCGUCUCCUCCAGAGAACGGGCCGAGGUAUGCGGUGGAGCAGAAGUCGAAAAUUUACCCUCGCGCUGAAAAAGCGGUGAACCAUUCAAGCAGAGGCGCUCAGGAGGCCCGAGGGCAGUCCAGUACCUCAGCUGGUGGGCACAGCAAGAAGAACAUGUCUCAGAGUCGCUACGACCAGGAUAGCUCGUCCGAUCAGUGGGAGAGCAGCGGGAGCGGCUCCAGCCGGAGUAAAUCCAAGUCCACUUGGAGACCCGUCCGUGAGGUCUUGAAUGUAGACACGGUGCUGAACGAACUGGAGCGGCGGCAGCAGCAACUGGACAGCCCGCGACACAACAAGGCUUGUCCUCAGGAAAGGGUCCACGCCGAUAGAAGCCGGGAACGAGGGAACGUACGGACCCGAGAAGACUGGAAGCAGAAGUGUCUGAUGACCAUUUAUGAGGAUGAGCAGCGGCACGAGACUGAGAGUCACAGCUCGGUCGAGUCAGAAAGCAAAACCAACCAGCAGCGAGGAACCAGGCUCAAAGGUUGUCCGAAAUCUUUACUGCGGAGUGACACCUGGACCAUCCAGAGGACGGAGUCGGGCUACGAGAGCAGCGAUCGACUCAGCAGCGGCUCCACGAAUCCUGACUCACCCGGAGUCGAUGGCUUUGCUGUUAAAGACCCGCGAACAACUCCAGAGGUUCCGACUCAGAGCCAGGUACCUCAAAAGGGAAGCGAGGCAAAGUCAAGUGUGAUGUCAUCACCGUCGCUAAAUGGUAAACAUCCAGCCAAAACUCAGGGAAAGAACCACGAGCAAGGUUCGCACUCGCAUCUCAAGUGUAGCCCGUGUUCCAGGCGAAAGCUGAAGUACACUCUCGGCUCCUCCAAAAAAGCAGCAGCAGCGGCGUCGGAGAGGGACUGCGGUUCGGAGAGCAGGCCGAGCGAGCAGCCGGAGUUGACUAACUGUAGAGGGCACGCGGCGGAAAGUACAGCCCUGAGGCAUUUCACUAAAACCAGCAGCUCAGAAUGGAACAGCUCCGACGAUCUGGCUCUCUCAGAGCCCGAGGACAGAGACUGCUCGUACCGCUCCAGCAACAGCGAGGCCGCCGCCUCCGAUUGUCCUCACGCCAACCUGCCGUACCACACUCCUCACGGCAACGUAACUAAUGAGCCUCAACCAGUAAACACUCAGCGUCAGCUCGGCACGUCAGGGUCCCCGCAUCUCCGACCCACCCAGCGGGUCGCUUCUCACCAAGGUGAAGCAAGCCAUGCCACCUUUCGCCCCAGGAUGCUUCAGGAACCGUACCCACCCGGCCUGCAUCUCUCCGCCGCCUCUUUCGUCAGUCCGCACAGGAAGCCCGACAGUUCCGGCCUUCAGAUCUUCUCGGACGGCAGCUCCAAGUCGGGCUCCGACCCGGAGAGGAGCACCCCUUCGUCGUGUGAGAGUGAAGAGAGGCCGUGCCGGGUGGAACAAGCGCCGCCACCGCAAGAGGUUUCCCUCACGACGUACUUCACCGUGGACAACUGUAUGACGGAAACGUACCGUCUGAAGUACCAUAACCAGAGGCCCCUCGUCCUCUCCGCCACCGUGCCGCGGCCGUCCGGAGCGACUGAACGCAGAGACACCAGCCACACCCUCGCUGCAGAGACGCGCACACAAGAUGCACCCAAAUCCAAAACAGAAACAAGCCAUAAUAGCAAUAAACCCACUGCAAAAUGGAACCCAGUGACGGCCAAAGGACUCGACGAGCGGGGUUUUUUAUGAGCGGUGAGUUUACAUAGAUGGACUCGGGUCAGUCGAGGAGGAACACUGGAUGCCAAAGAGUUUACAGAAUGGAAAAAAUGUUCUGAAGCGUGCCACUUCCACCCCGGGUGGACUUUAUUUAUGCAAGCUUGUCACUUUAGUGGAAACGGUCCGGGAGAAUGUCGCGUUGUUUUGUUGAGAUGGAUUAUCAACUUGUCUUCACACUGUCCCGUCGCAGAAGUUCUCCAGGGAGACCUUUUUUUUUUUUUUUUUUUUCAGCCAUCUUGAGGGCAGUUUUGAGUUUGCAUUUUUAGAUUUCAAGUGCUGCUGAAGAGAUGAUUUAAGAAAGAUUGUACAGGCAUUGGAGAAUAUUUAUAUAUUUUAAGAGACAAGGAAAUUUGUUAUUCAUUUGUAGAGUUUAUUACACAGGAUAUGAUGUCAUUCUGUGCUUUACCAAACCAGGGGUCUGAGAAUUUGCACCAUCAGACUCUGGUUUCAUGUAGCAUAUUCAAUUGCACACGUCGGGAUUUGAAAAUGAGUUAUUAGAAUGUGAAUCAUUUUCCGCUGUAGCGUCAUAACCAGAGAGCGGCGGCCCAUCGGAACACAUCUGUCGUGCGUCUGUUGUUUUUGUUGAGCGGGUUCUUACCAUCAUCCAUCAAGAGGCUUUUUCAUUUCCAGGUAUCUGGUUUGGAGUUUCCGGCAAAUAUAUUCGGGAAAAACAUUUAAAAACAAGUGGACGAGACAUACGAAACUAUUUUACUCAGACGAUUCAGGGGUUCUUUUUUGGGUCAAUGUAGUGUUUAGUAUUUCUCAUUUAAAGUCAAACAGCCUAAGGAAUAUGUGUCUGAGAUUUGAAAAAAGAGCACUUCAGGGCUCAAAUGAUGAAUUUAAUGAAUUCAAAAUCAUUUGAUAUCGGUUCUUUUGUUUCUCGCUAAUAAUUUCUAAAAGUUCUGAACCACAUCCAAAGGAAUUAUUUUGGUUGUAACAAUGGCUCAGAUCGGGAUCAGGACCAUUUCCCAGCCGACACUUUCCCCAGAAUCAUUUUACAUCCCUGAGACGAUGAGCGUCGCCGUGUUACUGUCGCUGUCGUGUCACGUGUCUGUACCUUGCACUGCCUCAGUGGGACACACCCUGCUUGAGAAGUGGGAACGUGUCUAUGUUCUGUCGUGAGGGAAAGUUUGCGUUGGCGUUGCGGCACUGCCUGUAUGUUCUGGUGAAGAGGAAGCGGAGCCAAAGGCUUCUGGAAUUACCUGUUGCUCCAUUUAAUCCAACAGGUUUUGAUCCAUUGAAAUAAGAUUGGAGUGGGCGGAGCUUCUCACCUCAAGAAUGAGGCGUAUGAGGAGUGCUGCUUUUUAACCUCACUACAGUUGAUUGUGUCUCUGUUUCACAGUCGAAUAUGCGCUGGAUAAAUAGUUUCCUUUACAUUUGACUUAAAAACCUCAUCUAUAAUGCAUUAUUACUACAUUCAUAUGACAUCAUUAUGCAUUUUAAGGCUUUAAAUGACAUGAUGAUGAAGAUUCAUAACAGCUUUAUAGCAGCACUCUGAUGUCUUGUGAAUGCAGUAUUAAGAUGUGACCUUUACUGUAAAGUGAAGGCUUCUCUGGGGGUUUAUAAAGUGGUGCCUGUUUCAGUGAGACUGACCCAGUAUGACUAUUUUUCUGGAUGUGGUCCAAGCUUUUGGCCCAGACUCUGAACUCACUCUUACAAAAAGGUUUGUCGGCGACUCCAGCACCAGUUAGACAUGAAAAGGCCCCUCCACUAUGUCCCCCUCUCCACUGUGUCGCCUCCACUCGCGGCAGGUUUUUUUUCGAAGCACCGCUCACACGUCUAUGUACAGAUUACGUUUUGCAUGAGCCUCAAUCCUUCUAUAGAAAAGGACCCGCCUUCAGGUUUAUGAGUCGGUGUCACUCCUGGUUUGCACCUCACAGACCACCCUUGUAUUUCACGUCUCCCUCUUGGUGUUUUCCGCCUGAGCGUGCAGAAUGACUCGUUGCAUGUGGCCUUUCACCUCGUCUGAUAGCUGCUUGUACAGCGGCUGCAUGAGCAUGAACAAAACCAGUAAUUCAAUAUUUGAUUGGGAUUUAUAUAUAUACAUAUAUAUACAGCAGAUGUAAUAAUUCAUAUUUAAAGUCAAUUUAGGAAUACUAUUUUUUUCUUCCUGUUUAUGCAACUGUUUCAGACCUAAGCUACACACGUUAUGCAUUCGUUUCAAAUGAUCUCCUCCUUUGUUUAUUUUUCUACUGACAACAAAACUGUAAUUGUUUCAAGACUACCGGCAUUAUAAAUUUAACACAGGCCAAGUCCUUAAUUCAAGUAAUAUAAUAGAAAUGAUAUUUUAUUUUUUUCCACAAAUGAGACUUGUGUACAUUUGUUUUAUUUAUCCUGCCUUGUUCUGUAUUUCUAAAAAUUCUGACGCCUUUUUUUUCCCCCCUUUUCUGUCGCCAAGUGCUCAUUUUCUUCUUCUGUCCUGUUGUUUUACCGUCUCUCACAAAUGGCCGAGGGUAACGUCUUAAACCAAGUCGAGUGAUUCAAGGACCUAUUUCUUGUGCUUCUUCCUCUAUGUCAACAGCAGCUCAGAUGUCACAUGUGUUGGUCACAUGAUGCGCACACGGCGAUGAUGCAGAAUCCCUUGUAUGGUCUUCCUUCAGUGCAUUUAUUGUUCUUCAAGUGUCUGAGUGGUUUACAUGGAGUCUCGAACUGGUCCGCCUCCACGGUUAGCUUAGCAUGCUACUAGAUUUUUUUUGUAGCUUGACAAGCCAGCCAAGUCUUUUUUAGGGGGGGACACCCUGGACAGCAUGCCAGUCCGUCACAUCUCACCACAGGCUUGUUUGUGCGGGUUCUAGCUUAGCAGCGAAGGCCCUGGGGCUGUUUUUAUUUUUGGGAUGUGGAGUGGAGGAAAGAGUGUUGUGUUCCCCCAUCUUCACACCUGUUGCUGUAAAUACUGUUGUUUUUUUCUGGAGGCUCCAUCGUAUCAAGAGUGCCUUUCUGACUCUCGUGAGACCACAUCGAAGCGGAUGAAUGAAACCCCGGAUUGAUGUCAAGCUAAACUCUCAAUAUGCAGCACUGACAUGUCUGAUCAAGCAGCUUCAACCCUCUUGGCGACUCAGUGUGAUGGAAAUCAGCUGUAAAAUAAACCUUUUCUUCUGUUGCAUGUGUACAAAAUAUGUAAAAUGGAGUUUGUGUCACAUAACCUCACAGAUGCCAUCGGUUCCCUCUUGCGCCUUUUUUACCUCGUCAUCAUUCGAGUUCUUCCACAAGGUGUCUCUCUCUCUCUCUCUCUUUCUUCCUCUUCCUCUCUUCCUCUGAUAAGUUUCUGGCCUUGUACAUAUGAUCCCUGUGGUUCAUGAGUGGAAUUGAGAUGACGGUGCUCCAUUGGAUCCUUAUGUGAGUACAGGAACAUGUCAAAUCUGUCUGCACUUUAUAUUUUUGUACAUAAUAUAUAUUUAUUUUUAUUUAUUGUUGAAUAAAGUCUGAUUAUUGUAUCACUCA